AGAGGCUGCCCUUCCUUGGUUUGGGGGUCAUUUCUCGGAGUUACGUGUGAUUUUUGACAUUAAACCCUCCUCUGUCAGCAUAGGCUGCAUGAGUUGGGGGCGGGCACGCUCUAUCCUGUUCGGCGGAGGGGCCGCUCUGCUCUUGUCGCUACUUUGGAUGCCGGCGCUGCUGCCUGUGGCCUCCCGCCUUCUCUUGCUACCCCGAGUUCUGCUGACCAUGGCUUCAGGAAGCCCCCCGUCCCAACCCUCGCAGGCCUCGAGCUCCGGCUAUGUUCCCGGCUCGGUCUCUGCAGCCUUUGUCACCUGCCCCAACGAGAAGGUCGCCAAGGAGAUCGCCAGGGCUGUGGUGGAGAAGCGCCUGGCAGCCUGCGUUAACCUCAUCCCUCAGAUUACAUCCAUCUAUGAGUGGAAAGGAAAGAUUGAGGAGGACAGUGAGGUGCUGAUGAUGAUUAAAACUCAAAGUUCCUUGGUUCCAGCUUUGACAGAUUAUGUUCGUUCUGUGCACCCUUACGAAGUGGCCGAGGUGAUUGCAUUGCCUGUGGAGCAGGGGAACUCCCCGUACUUGCAUUGGGUGCGCCAGGUUACAGAGUCAGUUUCGGACUCCAGCACAGUCCUGCCAUGAUGAGCCCGGCUCCUGCCAUGUUCCAUGUUCCCCUUGUAUACUUCAGUGCCGUGUGACUUCCAGUAAUGAUUGGACCCCUAAUAAAUUCUGUCUGUGGUUCUUUC
Molecule: messenger RNA, 726 nt
Organism: Suricata suricatta (meerkat)
Lineage: Eukaryota; Metazoa; Chordata; Mammalia; Carnivora; Herpestidae
Gene: CUTA
Product: cutA divalent cation tolerance homolog
Exons: 6
Coding region: 89-622 (177 amino acids)
Biological process (GO): response to metal ion
Molecular function (GO): copper ion binding
Source: RefSeq, a predicted model, not a curated record